UUUAUGUAACCAGAACCAUAUCCUGUAAAUCAGUCAUAUCAUUCAGACUUCAGUAAAAAGAGAAAAUAUCAGGUUACUGCAUGGCUGAAGAACAAAAAGCAUAAGGCGAUUGUAAUUUGAUAUCAGAGGGAAACGGUUUAAAUAGUGUAGCUGAACGAAUGUUUUACUUGAUAUAGUAAGUAAAAAGCUGCCAGGACGGAGUUUGUUUGGACGUUGUGGAAGUUUUCUUGUGAAAUCCUUGCAUUCGCGCAUUGAUUUGCAUGGCAUCUAGGAAACACAAACCAGCAGGUGCCAUGAACAGACAGAUUUUUCAGUCGUGUGGCCAAAUCAGAUUAACAGUUCUGCUGCUGAUGACUGUCCCAGUUGUUCAAAGUGGGAAGGUUCUUGUGUUUCCAGUGGAUGGCAGUCACUGGGUCAAUAUGAACAUCUUGGUGGAGGCACUUCACGCCAAAGGUCACGAUGUUACAGUCAUUCGGAUGCCAGACAGCUGGUACAUUAAAGAAUUCUCACCACACUACACAUCAAUCACUCUGAAUUCUCCUGGAGGAUUCGAAGAAGAAUUUUUUGAGAUGUUUGCAUUCAGACUUAUGAAAAUCCUGAGAGAAGGUACCACCUGGGCUCGUCUGAAGCUGGAGAUAGAGAUGUGGGAAAAUGUUGGAAAGAUGUUUAAAAUAAAAAGUGAGAUGAUAGUCAACAUGUUUGAAGACCAACAGCUAAUGCAGUCAUUAAAAGACACCAAAUAUGAUUUGGUUCUUACAGAUCCAGUUGAUUUUGGAGGCAUUUUAUUGGCUCACCAUUUCAAACUACCCAUUGUCUACAAUGUCCGUUGGACAGUGUGCAAUGAGGCUCAUUAUGUAAUAGCUCCUUCUCCACUUUCUUAUGUUCCUUUGCCAAUGCUGGAGUUAUCAGAUCGCAUGAGUUUCUUGGAGAGAGUGAAGAAUGUUGUAAUGUACAUCAUAACUGAAACACAAGUUGCCUUUAUGAUUGCUCCAACAUAUAAUGCACUUUGCGAACGUUUUAUUGGCCCUGGAGUGUCCUUCCUUACGCUAGUUCAGAGUGCUGAUCUGUGGCUACAUAGAGUGGAUUUUAUUUUUGAAUUCCCGCGUCCCACUAUGCCAAACAUUGUCUACAUGGGAGGUUUUCAGUGCAAGCCAUCAAAACCUCUUCCCCGGGAUCUGGAGGACUUUGUGCAGAGCUCUGGUGAUCAUGGUGUCAUCAUCAUGUCUCUGGGCACUCUCAUUGGUCAGCUUCCCGAUGAUGUGGCUGAGGCGAUUGCUGAAGCUUUUGCAGAACUUCCACAGAAGAUCAUCUGGAGGUACAAAGGAAAGAGACCAUCUGCUCUAGGAAACAACACCUUAAUGAUGGACUGGAUGCCUCAGAAUGAUCUUCUGGGGCAUCCUAAGACCAGAGCCUUUGUGGCACAUGGAGGAACCAAUGGCAUUCAAGAAGCCAUUUACCACGGGGUCCCAAUCAUUGGAUUUGGGCUGAUUUUUGACCAGCCUGAUAAUCUUGCAAAAAUGAGAGUACGAGGUGUAGCCAAGACUGUAGACUUUGCCACAGUGGAUAAGGACUCCUUCCUUAAAACUGUGAAAGAGGUGCUUUAUGAUCCCUCUUAUCGGGAGAACAUGCAGAGGCUCUCAAGGCUUCACAAGGACGUUCCAGUGAAACCUCUGGACAAUGCCAUCUUCUGGAUUGAGUUUGUUAUGAGGCACAAAGGUGCUGCUCACUUGCGCACAGAGUCUUACAAAAUGCCCUGGUACUCUUAUCACUCUGUUGAUGUCAUACUGUUCCUGCUUUCUGCUGUGUCACUCAUAAUCUUGACUAUAUAUGCAGUAAUCAGAUAUUUCUGCUGCAGAAUAUGCAUGAGAAAAACAAAAAACAAAAGCAAAUGAGUUCAGUUGUUAAAUCGACAAUAUUUGUGUUGUACUGUCUCCACAGCUUUAUUGUUUGUGUUCAACUAUAUUUAUUUAAAAUUCUUUUCAUACAGUGAUUGAUAAAUGUUGAUUUAUUCAAACCAUAUUAGACUCUAUUUACUCUAUAUACUGUAUAUGAACAAAUAUUGUACAAACAUUUAUUGUAUCAUAUAGCUACAGUGUCAUGUAUACAUAUUUUCAUACAUAUAAUAUCUUAGUGUUCUUCUCAGCACUCGAUCAUCUUCUCAUCAAUUAUUUUUGCAACAAAAACCAUCUGAAUGUACAAUAAUCCUCAUAUAGCUGUAAAAAGUAUUCAAAAUAGUGAUUUUCAGCACUCAUUUCUCCAGGCUUCAGUGUCACAUGAUCCUUCAGAAAUCAUUCUAAUAUGCUGAUUGUUGCUAGGAAACAUUUCUCAUUAUUAUCAGUGUGGAAAACAGUGAUUCUCUGAUGAAUAUAAUAAUUUUUUUUUUUUAAAAAUCUUACUAACCCCAAAUGUUUGAACGGUAAUGUAUAGAUUCCUAUUAUAGUGCAGUGGUUUAAUUCAUAGUAUAUUGUUCAUUAAACUGGGUGGCCAGAAGAGCACAGUGCCUGUUGUCUCUUUCACUUUGUGAGAGCAGAAUAAAAAGAAAGGCCAAGUACUCAUAAUCCAGCACUUGAUAGAACUAAAAGAGCUCUUGUCAUAGGAGUUCUUAUUUUAUCCGUAUCACAUUAAAAAUACCAAGUGUUACUGUAGUUAACUAAGGGAUAAAAAAAAGAGCGUGCUGGGAAUAUUACAACCCAGUCUAUCAAAGUGAAGGAAAGUAUUAUCUGGCAAGGCUCGAUCUAUUGUGGGUUUAGCUGUCUUAAAAACAGACACGGCUGCUGCAAAAAUGUCUCUGUAAUUGGUGAACUGUGUGAUUUUAUUAUUUUGACCUUCUUGAACUGUGCUAAGUGAUGUUGAAAUUCUGCUAUAUCUAAAUGGUUGGGGUUUUGUGGCUGUUAAUUUUUGUUGCAAUGUGAAUUUUUUUUUUUUUUUUUUUUUUAUAGAACAAAUGACUGAUUUGACUUUUCUUCAAUUGUUCUCAUUGUAUUUUAAUAAAUCUACUGAAUGCAACAUC
Molecule: messenger RNA, 3010 nt
Organism: Carassius gibelio (silver crucian carp)
Lineage: Eukaryota; Metazoa; Chordata; Actinopteri; Cypriniformes; Cyprinidae
Product: UDP-glucuronosyltransferase 2C1
Exons: 3
Coding region: 261-1892 (543 amino acids)
Molecular function (GO): UDP-glycosyltransferase activity
Source: RefSeq, a predicted model, not a curated record